AUGGUUUUUCAAUGUCUUCUAGCAGUAAUUUGGACUUGUAUUGGCUCAAGUUAUGGCCAACAAUACUAUGAUUCAACUUCAUGUCAUUCUAGUACAACUUCACCAGGUACAAGAUACACAUGUACUUCACCAAAUGAUUCAUGUCAAACAUUCUUAGUCUAUAGAGCUAAUCAAGAUUUCACAACAAUCUCUGAUGUUGCUUACUUGUUUGGGAUAGUACUGAAUCCUGAUGAUCAUCAACAACUACUCAACAUGAACAACGUCACGUCUUCAUUGCAGAUUCUUGAAAUUGGUAGAGAGGUGAUUGUUCCAAUACAAUGUUCUUGUUUGGAUGAAUUCUUUCAAGCAAAUAUUACCUACAUUGCACCUACAAACACCAGUUUCGACCGCGUUGCUUGUGGUGUUUUUGAAGGUCUAGUUAAGUCUGUCACACUUUUACAAGAAAACAAAUCCAGGAGGACUAACUUGUCUGAUGUUAAAGGUGGAACAAAGUUGAUUGUGCCUGUCAAAUGUGCAUGUCCUGAUAGUAUUUCUGGUGCUGGAUUCGAUUACCUUGUUACGUAUCCUUUUAUAUCAGGUGACGAUACAGAAAAAGUAAGCGAAAAGUUCAAGAUUCCUGUUGAAGAUAUAUGGAGAGCUAAUAAUCUAAGUUUUAACCCUACUGUUUUCGCAAACACAACGAUUUUAGUUCCAUUGACAAACGAACCAUCAAUCAACUUCAGUUAUCGCGAUUCUGAACCUCCUAGUCCUGGUUUUCUACCAACACAACUAGUCGAGAAAUCAACCAAGAAUCUUAAACUAAAGAAACUCUACAUUUCAGGAUCAGUUGUUGGUGUUUUUCUUCUCGCAGCAACUCUAGUCGCUUGCGCCUUAUACGUUAGAGCAGUAAAGAAAUUCAAAGCGGAGAGGGGGAAGAAUCAUUGUUCGAUACAUGAGGGGUCUGUUACUUCACGAAGCUCACCACCAAUAUCCGGUCCAGCGACUACAAGAACCUCAACGAAUUCUUGCUUGUCACCUGAUUUACUUGCAGGGAUAAAGUACACUUUGGGAGAAUACAACAUAGAUGAAUUGACAAACGCGACAUGUAGUUUUCGCGAAGAGAAUAAGGUGAGUGACAAGGUAUACAAGGGAUGUGUUGACAAUGCUGAAGUAUUGAUCAAGAAGAUACGGUUCGAGGAUACUAGACAAGUAAUUGAUGUACAUUCAAGAAUCAAUCAUGUUAACAUUGUUAAACUUCAAGGUGUUUGUUAUGGUGAAGAUGAUAUUACAGGAUCAUAUCUUGUUUUCGAGUAUCCAUCCAACGGUACAUUAAGGGACUGUUUGUCGAAUGCCUCUGUUGUUUCUUUGAAGUGGCACAAAAGGACUCAAAUUGCAUUUGACAUUGCCACAGGCUUACAUUACUUGCACUUUUGCACUAUUCCACCUUACACACACAUGAACAUCAAUAGCAAAAACAUCUUCUUGACCGCGAAAUGGAGGGCUAAGUUAGCUGUUUUUGGAGCUAAAGUAGGUAUGGGAACGACAAGAGACAUUGGAAGUAUCGGUAGUCUUGGAGGAUGGAUUGCCCCCGAACAUCUAGUACAUGGCUCAGUGUCUGAAAAAGUGGACAUAUUUGCAUUCGGAGUAGUACUACUCGAGCUCAUAUCGGGGAAAGAACAUGUUGAUGGGAACUUCUUGAGGGAUUCAAUGACAUUUUUGGGAGGGGGAGGUAAUGAGGGAGGAUGUUUUGAACAAUUGAAGGAUUUCAUUGAUCCAUGUCUUAUGGAAGAUUACCCUCUAGCUGAGGCAUUGUGUUUAGCUGUUUUAGCUAAAGCUUGUAUUGAAGAUGAUGUUCUUCAUAGGCCAUCUAUGGAUGAUAUCAUUAAAGUCCUUGCAAGAAUGGUAUGA
Molecule: messenger RNA, 1887 nt
Organism: Capsicum annuum
Lineage: Eukaryota; Viridiplantae; Streptophyta; Magnoliopsida; Solanales; Solanaceae
Product: lysM domain receptor-like kinase 4
Exons: 1
Coding region: 1-1887 (628 amino acids)
Biological process (GO): protein phosphorylation
Molecular function (GO): protein kinase activity; ATP binding
Source: RefSeq, a predicted model, not a curated record